AUGGGAAUGAAGUGUGGAAUUUGCAAGAGCUCAAAGAUAGAAACAGACGCAGCACGGGACAUAAGCUACUGUACGUCCUGUGGGCUGGUGAUAGAGGAGAGCACAAUCGUAUCAGACGUGCAGUUUGCACAGGACACAAAGGGCACUUCUGUUCUGCAAGGACAGUACGUGAGCACCGGCGAUAGCAAGAAAUUAGUGGCUGGAAAAUUUAUAACGACAAAUCACAUCUCCACGAUAAAGGGAAUAGCGAAGUCCAUAGGAGAGGCCCUGGGCAUAGGAGACACGCAGAUUAACUCGGCAAUGCGGUGGUACAACCUCUCUUUGCAGUUCAACUUCACAAGAGGAAGAAAGACACAAGUGCUACUGGCAGCGUGCCUGUACAUCACCUGCAGAGAGGAGGAAACGCCGCACAUGCUUGUUGACUUUGCGUACAUCCUGCGAGUGAACGUGUUCAAGAUCGGAAGCGUCUUUUUGAAAUUGACAAGACUUUUGAAUAUUUCUGUUCCUCUCGUGGAUCCAUCACUUUUUGUGCCGAGAUUUUGCAGCAAGCUGCAGCUUCCAGGCCAGGUGAUAGCAAAGACGUCUCUGCGGCUCAUAGCAAGGAUGGACAGAGACUGGAUUGUGAUCGGAAGGAAGCCCGCAGGGAUAUGCGGUGCAGCGAUUCUAAUCGCCAGCAGAAUACACGGAAACGAAAGAUCGGUGGAGGAGGUGGCUGCAGCUGUGAAAGUGUGCGAGUCCACAAUCAACAAAAGACUCGCAGAGAUAAAGGAAACAGCAACUGCAGCACUGUCCAUCAGCGAAUUCAACACGAUCUGGCUGGAGAAGGAAGAAGAUCCUCCGAUUGUCAAACUGCGCGGGAAAGUGUUCACUGAGUCAUUUGCAAAAAACAGACAGAGCUACGAGAAAGAGAACGAUGAAGAAAUUAGCUGCAAGCCUGAGUAUCCAGAAAGGGAGGAUAUCACGCCGCUAACACCGAUGAGCAUAGCCAGCCAGACAACAGAAGACAUCCCGCACGAAGAGAGCGACCUGUCAGACGAAGAGAUGGAGAUAGAGGAUGAGCUGUUCCUCACAAAAGAAGAGAUAAAAGAAAAAGAGAGACUGUGGGAUGCAAUGCACGCAGACUUCCUGAUAGAAAGGAAAAAGAGGGAAGUAAAGCCAAAGCCAAAACCAAAGAAACAAAAGCCAAAGAAUCUUCCUCUGCACGAUGCCGUUGAGUCCACUGUAAAAACAAAACACUUAUCCACGCGAAUUAACUAUGCAGCAAUUAAAAGCCUUUUCCAAAGAUGA
Molecule: messenger RNA, 1287 nt
Organism: Nematocida minor
Lineage: Eukaryota; Fungi; Microsporidia
Product: transcription factor IIIB 90 kDa subunit
Exons: 1
Coding region: 1-1287 (428 amino acids)
Biological process (GO): transcription by RNA polymerase III; transcription preinitiation complex assembly; DNA-templated transcription initiation
Cellular component (GO): transcription preinitiation complex; transcription factor TFIIIB complex; nucleus
Molecular function (GO): RNA polymerase III general transcription initiation factor activity; TBP-class protein binding; RNA polymerase III type 3 promoter sequence-specific DNA binding
Source: RefSeq, a predicted model, not a curated record